CAGGCUAUCUGAGCCCCGCCUCGGCCGCGCCCCCACAUCUUAAACUCAGCCAGCCGUCAGCAGCGCGUCAGUCGCGCACACAAUGAAGUUCAGCUGGGUGCUGCUCGUCUGCACCGCCGCGCUGGCGGGGGCGGCGGAUCUGGACUGUCCUCUCCCGGGCGGCCCGGACACGGCCAGUGAGGAAACCUGCGCGCUGUACUCGGCCUGUCUCUGGUCCGGAGACCGCUGUCUGCUCGCAGAGGACAUAGGCUACCAGCUGGACGGGCCGCCGCUAGUGAUCCACACCGGCUAUGAGGCCUAUCUGGAGCGCCGGAGACCGGAGGCUACCGUGUUCGGCGGGGACGUCGACCGGCUGCACGUGCUGGCCGUCGAGUACGACGAUCAUCGACUGGGAGUCUCGUUCCGAGACGCCAACGCCGACCGGUACGAGGUGCCGGUGCCGCUGGACGUACCGCCGCUGCCGACCGAUCCCAACUACCCCGUCUACGACAUGUCGCUGUCCACCGACGGCGAGUUCGAGCUCAGCGUGCAGCACAGCGGAGCUGAGGUGCUGCGCAUGCUGCCCCAGUUCGUCUACAGCGACCAGUUCAUCGAGGCCACGUUUGUACUGGCUGGGAGCGAUGUGUACGGCUUCGGCGAGAACAACCACGACAGCUUCCGACACGAUCUGGACGUCGGCGAGACGUGGCCGGUGUUCGCACUCGACCGGCCGCCCGGUGAUGGAGUCGAGAACCUGUACGGCACGCAUCCGUUCUUCACCGCCAUCGAGGACGACUUCGGUCACAGCUUCGGCGUGCUCUUCCUCAACAGCAACGCGAUGGAGUACCGUCUGUUCCGGCUGGAGGACGGCAGCACGGCACUGACGUUCCGCACCACGGGCGGCAUCCUGGACAUGUACUUCUUCUUCGGCGACUCGCCGCUGGAGGUGCUGCGCCAGUACUACCUGACGAUCGGCCGGCCCGUGAUGCCGCCCUACUGGGGCCUCGGCUUCCAGCUGUGCCGCUACGGCUACACGAGCACGGACGACAUCCGCGCCGUGCGCGAGCGCAUGAAGGCCGCCCAGAUCCCGCAGGAUAUCCAGUACUCGGACAUCGACUACAUGAACGUGCGGCGCGACUUCACCAUCGAUCCGCGCAACUUCAGCGACCUGCCCGCCUACGUACAGGAGCUGCGGGAGCAGGAAGAGGUGCGCUUCGUCUACAUCUACGACCCGGCCAUCGCGGCAGAGUUCGACGGCGGCUACCCGUCGGCCGACCGCGGAGUCCAGAGCGACGUCUUCAUCAAGUGGAUGAACGCCAGCCUGGUGCCCGAUGACCAGUGCGAGGGCUGUCGCGAUUACGUCGUGGGCUACGUGUGGCCAGAGAGCAAGACCCUGUUCCCGGACUUCCUGAAGGUCGAGACGGUGAACUGGUGGGUGGACGAGAUGCGACGCUUCCGGGAGAUUUCCGGCGGCGCCGACGGCUUUUGGAUUGACAUGAACGAGCCGUCGUCGUUCGGAACUAACCUGGAGAAGCCGUUCAACUGGCCCGAUGACCUGCCGCCGUGGAGUCUCAAGUGCCCAGACACGAAGUGGGACAGUCCGCCAUAUCCAACCCGCUGGGUACGCGACCCGAGCAACGAGAGCAAGCGUCUGUCGGAUCACACCAUCUGCAUGAGCACUGUCCAGGGCAACGACACGCACCCGUUCCUGCACUACGACGUGCACAACCUGUUCGGCUACGCUGAGGCGUCGGCCACGCGGCUGGCCAUGGACAUGCUGCUGGAGGGACGUCGUGGCCUGCUGGUCGGCAGGUCCACCUUCCCCGGCUCCGGUAUGUGGACCGGCCACUGGCUGGGCGACAACACCGCCCGCUGGAAGGACAUGAAACGCUCCGUCGUCGGCAUGCUCGAGUUCAACAUGUUCGGCAUCCCGUACGUCGGCGCAGACAUCUGCGGCUUCAACGGCGCUUCGACCGAGGAGCUGUGCCUGCGCUGGACGCAGCUCGGCGCGUUCUAUCCCUUCAGUCGCAACCACAACACGAUCGGGACGCCCGCCCAGGACCCGGCCGUGUGGCCGUCGGUGGCGGCCGCGGCGCGCGACGCGCUCGGUCUUCGCUACCGUCUGCUGCCCUACCUCUACACACUCUUCUGGCGAGCCAGGGCGUUUGGAGAGCCAGUAGUACGAUCGCUGGCCUUCCAGUUCCCCACGGACCCGGCGCUGCGCGGCGUCGACACCCAGUUCCUGUGGGGCGACGGCGUCAUGGUGGCGCCGAUCCUGGACGAGACCAGCAUGACGUCCGUCAACGUCACGUUACCGGCCGGCAAGUGGUGGGACUUGCGAGACGGCAAGCUGGCCUACAGCGGCGACAUCACCACCACCUUCCAGUACCACGUGGGCAUGGACGAGAUGAUCCCGGUGUACGCCCGCGCCGGGACUAUCCUGCCCUGGCAGAGAAACGAGACGACGACGGCGGCGGCGCGGCGGAACCCCUUCAACCUCUCCGUGUUCGGCGACACGGCCGCCGGUGAGCUCUACUGGGAUGACGGCGAGUCGCGCCUGGCGCCCUAUUUGGGAGACUUCUACCGGAGCCAGUUCUGGCUGGAGAGCGGCGAGCUGCACAUGGACGUGCUGCAGCCGAGGACGGACCUGAUGCACCAGCCGGUGCUGGAGACGGUGCUGUUCUACGGCCAGCACCAGCCAACAGCCGUGCUGGUGGAUGGAGAGGCCUUCGAAGACUGGAGUUUCGUGGAGGACGUGCUGACGGUGCGGCCCAACCUGGACAUGGCAACCAACCACACCGUCACCCUGCAGUAGCAGCUGCUGUCCGCUGACCGCGCGGCAGAGAGCCGCCGUCCUAUUUACACAGCGAUAUUCCACAGCCGAGCAUCAACUGAAUUCGGCUAAUUAACUGUAAAUAAAUUUUACGAAUAAAAAUAA
This is a messenger RNA of Amphibalanus amphitrite, 2917 nucleotides long. Its product is annotated as sucrase-isomaltase, intestinal-like. Lineage: Eukaryota; Metazoa; Arthropoda; Thecostraca; Balanomorpha; Balanidae. The record is from RefSeq and is a predicted model, not a curated record. The coding region runs from base 83 to 2794 and encodes 903 amino acids. Gene Ontology annotation, biological process: carbohydrate metabolic process. The transcript is spliced from 2 exons. Gene Ontology annotation, molecular function: alpha-1,4-glucosidase activity; carbohydrate binding.